This is a messenger RNA of Pseudoliparis swirei, 4200 nucleotides long. RefSeq names its product dystroglycan 1 (gene dag1). Gene Ontology annotation, cellular component: sarcolemma; basement membrane; dystroglycan complex. The transcript is spliced from 4 exons. The coding region runs from base 501 to 3167 and encodes 888 amino acids. Gene Ontology annotation, biological process: muscle attachment; axon guidance; morphogenesis of an epithelium. The record is from RefSeq and is a predicted model, not a curated record. NCBI's taxonomy places the organism in Eukaryota, Metazoa, Chordata, Actinopteri, Perciformes, Liparidae. Gene Ontology annotation, molecular function: laminin binding; calcium ion binding.
ACAUAACUCCCAACUAUCUGUAUAAUAAACUAAAUCAGGAGGGGAGGGGAGAAGAGAUAUCAGUUCCCCCCUUCUUCUGCUUCUCCUUCUUUUUUUGGGGACUGUGCCCGAGAUACUCUACUUUGGAAGAACAAUCAAGACAAAAGAAGAAGAUAUUCGUCUGUGCCGCUGGAGGUGGGGAGAAGAGAAAGUGCAUGUUUAAUGGCAUUUUGCAAGUCGCUCUCCGGGUGGAAGAGGAGGCAUCACGGCGCGAGUUAGCUCACGGUAGCUCGCUAACAAGGUUCCAGUGGGUCGCUGUGAAGAACCGGCUACUGGGACGCAAUAACGCAAAAUGUCAACCCUGAAACAUUUCGCUCCGGCUGACAUGGCCGUCUAACGGGCUGCCGGCGUUCUCUUCAUGGAUCACGAGGACGGCAGAGAGACACCACUGAAUCCUCUGUGAGCCGAGCGCGAGGAGGGAGUCCAGCCCCCGGGCGAGUCACCGGGCCGACGUGGGCUGCAUGUGGUUCACGGACACCUGCUGGGCGGACCGACGGCCUUUCGCUAUGCACUGUAACCGGAGAGGCGCGAGGACCGUCCCUCUGAUGAAGAUGACGACGACGAUGAUGAUGGUGGUGGCGGUGGCCCGCGGCGCCGUGCCGGAGCGGCAGGACGCCGUGGUGGAGAUGCUGCCGGUGGAGCUGGAGGCCUCCAUGCAGUCCUCCGUGCUCGCCGAGCUCCGGGCUGCGGCGGCGGCGGUCGGCGAGGGACCGGCGGCGGAGAUCCCAGGUUCCUCCGCAAAGAACGGGGGAGCGCACACCGGCAUCCCCGACUGCUCGGCCGUCGUGGGCCAGGUGUUCCAGCUGAGGGUUCCACCGGGACCGGCAAAUACAACCUGUGACGUCCACCUCACGGAAAUGGGAAAGGAGACGCUUCCCGAUUGGCUGUAUUGGGACCGAGAUGGCUGCGUCCUGAGGGGCGUGGCCCUGGAGCGGGAUAAAGGCGUGCACCACAUCGUGGCGUCCGGAGAGGAGCCGGUGGAGAACGCCGUGUCCUCGAGCGCCGUCUUCUCCAUCGAAGUGUUCCCGGAGGAACACGCCGACGCCGAGCCCGCCCCGCUCGCCCCGCCGGCCUGCGGCCCCGAGGAGCUCGUCACCGUCCUCACCGUCAUCCUGGACGCCGACCUGACCAAGAUGGCGGCCGAGCAGCGGGUGGGCCUCCUGGGCGUCAUGAGGACGUUCUCCCGCGUGGCCCUGGAGCUCAUGCGCGUGGCGCCCGUGGUGAACAACCGCCUGUUCGACAUGUCGGCGUUCAUGGCCGGACCGGGCAACGCCAAGAAGGUGGUGGAGAACGGGGCGCUCCUGUCGUGGAAGCUGGGCUGCGCCCUCGACCCGGGCGCCAUCCCCGACAUCGACGGCGUCCGGUCGGCGGCGAAGGACGGCGCCUUGUCGGCCGCGCUGGGUUACCCGGUGGUGGGCUGGCACAUCGUGAACAAGAAGCCCCACGGGGGGAGGCGCGUCCGGCGGCAGCUGCACAACACGCCCACGCCGGUGCCCUCCCUGCUGCCCCCGACCUCUCACCCCGAGCCCCCCGUACGGGUCGUCCCCACGCCGACCUCGCCCUCUAUCGCCCCGGCAACGGACCACUCCGCCCCGCCCGUCCGGGGGCCUCUGCCUCUUCCGGUGAAGCCCACCAUGAGGGUCCGAGAUCAGAUCGCCCACACGCCCGCGUUCGGACCCCCCCAACCCACCGGGGUGCUCGGAACCACCAGCGCCAUGCCGAUCCAGCCCACCGCGACCCGGCCGACGGUCGCGGAGGCCACCGCUCUGCCGACGCCGCCCAGCGCCACCAAGAGACCCAAACCCUCCGCCACCCGGAAACCCAAGAAAGUCAAAACCUCCACCCCGGUGCCCCGGGAGCCCAAGUCCACCACGCCGAAACCGCCCAAACGCACCACCGCCCCCGCUCUCGCUCUGACCCCCAACCAGAACCCGGAGAUCCGCAACGCCAUCGACCAGGUGAACGCCUGGGUCGGCACGUACUUCGAGGUCAAGAUCCCGCCGGACACCUUCUACGACCGCGAGGACGGCACCGCCGACAAGCUGCGCCUGACCCUGAAGCGGACGCCCCGGGAGGCGGUGAACGAGACGUCGUGGAUCCAGUUCAACGGAACCAUCCAGCUGCUGUACGGCCUGGCGGAGGAGCGGCACGCCGGCAAACACGAGUACUUCAUGCUCGCCACGGACAAGGGCGGCAAGAGCAUCAUGGACGCCUUCGAGGUCCGGGUCAACCGCUGGUCGGCUCGCGACAAACCGCCGGCGGUGUUCGCCGCUCGCUUCCACGGCGACCCCGACGCGCUGAGCGGCGACGUCCACAAGAAGAUCCUCCUGGCCAAGAAGCUGGCGUACGCGCUCGGCGACCGCAACAGCAGCGCGGUGACGCUGCGCAGCAUCAGCCGCGGCUCCAUCGUGGUGGAGUGGACCAACAACAGCCUGCCGCAGAGCCCGUGUCCCAAGGAGCAGAUCGCCGCCCUCGGCGCCCGGAUCUCGGACCCCCAGGGGACGCCCAGACCGGCCUUCGCCAAGGCCAUGGCGCCCGAGUUCAAAGCCAUCGGCGUCUCGGUCCGCGGCGCCAACAAAUGCCAGAGCUACAUGUUCGUGCCCCCGGGCGCGGCGGCCACGCCCGCCCCGCCCGCCGCCGCCGCCACGCCGAUGCCCGGGACGGGCCGGCGGAGCGGCGACGACGUCUACCUGCACACGGUCAUCCCCGCCGUGGUGGUCGCCGCCCUGCUGCUCGUCGCCGGCGUGGUCGCCAUGGUCUGCUACCGCAAGAAGCGAAAGGGCAAGCUGACCCUCGAGGACCAGGCCACCUUCAUCAAGAAGGGCGUGCCCAUCAUCUUCGCCGACGAGCUGGACGACUCCAAGUCGCCGCCGUCCUCCAGCAUCCCGCUCAUCCUGCAGGAGGAGAAGCCGCCGCUGCCGCCGCCCGAGUACCCGGCGGUGGCCGGGCCGCGCGGCGCCCUGCUGGACCGCGACCUGCUGGAGGACUACGCGCUCUACCAGGACGACGACCCCAACGCGCCGCCCUACCAGCCGCCGCCGCCCUUCACCGUGCCCGUCGAGGGCAAGGGCUCCCGGCCCAAGAACAUGACCUCGUACCGGUCCCCGCCCCCCUACGUGCCCCCCUAACGACCCCGGGGCCUUCGCUUCGGGAAGCGGUGCAUUGUGGGUACGCUCGUUAAAAAAGAAACUACGACAGGAGUAAUUUUACAUGUGUUGAAUUAAGGCUUUGACUUUGUAGAGGAGCAGACAACCACACCCCAUCACGGAGAAGACACUGUCGUACGACUACUACAAGUACCACUACAAGUACCACUACAAGUACCACUACAAGUACCACUACAAGUACCACUACAAGUACCACUACAAGUACCACUACAAGUACCACUACAAGUACCACUACAAGUACCACUACAAGUACCACUACAAGUACCACUACAAGUACCACUACAAGUACUACAACUACUGGCACAGGGCAGACGGACGGGGUACAGUUCGUACUUUUUGUUGUCGUUCUUCAAAUCCGCUUUUGACUUCUUGCAUAUUUUUUUUAAACAUUUUUUUUUUUGCCAAGAAGAGUCCAUUUUAUCUUCAACGAUGUACUAUUUCUAUUGUAUAGAAAAUAAUAAAGACGCAGGAAAGACUGAAGCCCGCUGGGCCUUUUUUUUUCUGUCACCAUGACAACAGACUCGAGGCUCCUCCUCCCCCCCCACACCCUCAUUGCAAUGUUAAUCUUUAUGAGUUCUGUAUCACUCGUAUCUGUCCUUCGGCUAGGUUUACUAAGAUGUUGCACCUGUUAUUUCUGGAGGGAAUGAAAUACUGAAAGCAUGAAACACUUUCUUUACACACACACCGGUUUGUUUCUUCUGAUCUCGCUCCCUCCCUCUCCUCUGCUUCGCUCCCCCUUGACAAUAACAUGCAAACCUUGCACUUAUGCAAUUUCUUGUUAAACCUUGCACUAUGUGUCUAGUGUUGAAAUGAACAGAGUGAGUGGUUUAGUCCAUUAAGGAGAGAAGAUUUUCUUAUUUUUUUGCAAUUCUUUUUUUAUCCUUGAGCUCGCCAUGACGACUAAGAUUCCUCCGGUAUUAUAUUACAUAUAUAUAUUUAUAUAUAUAUUAAUAUGUAUAUAUAUAUUUGGAUAUUUAUAUAUGAAAUAUUAUAU